GGAGGAUAUUCUUUCAUUAAUCAUAUCAAAGAGAUUUUCAUACCCUGAAAUUCAGUUUGGACAUUAUGUUUACCCCUUUCAGCUGCGGCAAUUUUAGUCAGGUAGAUGAUCAUGAUGAACCUGUUUCUGCUGGUCCAUAUUCGACCCCGAAAAAAUCAAGAACGAGAAGAAGCACCAGUUUAUUGCAUAGAAGCAAUAGCAGGGACAACAAGAACCCCUAUGCAAAUGUUGGCCGUGAGAAGUUUGCCGCGGUUAUGGCCGAGCUUGAAGAGAAAAGGCAGCAGAUCUAUGCACAAACAGGUUCCCAAGAUGAAACCUUGGUCCAUUUCGUGUACAAGAAACCAGAUGACAGUGUUCCUGUGCCUAUUGUGGUUAUCCUGAAGGACAAGAAGGAUGACAAAACCAAUAGCGGUGGUUGUAGUCCUCAUCGAGAUGAAAAGCAUGUUGUAAGUACCACUCAUACUACAGAAACUGCCUUAGGUAAUAAGUUCAAGACCAUUCAAGAAGUCAAGAAACCCGUGACGGCUUCUGAUAAAUUAACUAAGAAAAGGGUGUACAAGAAGUGCUCGGACAUGUGGAUGAUGCCUAGUUUUUAUCUUCCGGUAGCUGUGAUCUUCAUUCUGUUUUUUUUGGCCGUGUUUGGGAGAUCUAUUGCGAUCUUGUGCACCUCUCUUGGGUGGUACGCAGUUCCAACGUUGAAAGAAUACCAGAGCUCAAGUACUAGUCCAAGAUCAAGAACAACAAAGAAGAAACACGAAGUUAGAAGAUUGAGUAGUGACAAGAAGAUGGUACCUGAUCAGGGAUUGUUAUCUCUUCCGAGAAAAUAACAUGAUGCUGGGUCAGCAGAGAGGCUGGUGAUCAUUAUUGACUUUGAGGUUUCUUGAUAUUGCCAGGUUUGUAGUUUGAACUAGCUAGCUAGUUUGCUUAGGAUUUUAAAUAUUUGUUUGAUUCGUUUUGGAAAUGUAAAUCACAUACAUUGAUACAUAUAUGAUAGGAUCUAGGUGUAAAUGAUCAAUUGAAGGUAUUUAGAUGGUAAUUUGAGAGUACCGGAUGUUAAA
Argentina anserina (silverweed cinquefoil) is the source of this 1058-nucleotide messenger RNA. RefSeq lists its product as uncharacterized. The transcript has a single exon. Bases 66 to 827 code for a protein of 253 amino acids. Lineage: Eukaryota; Viridiplantae; Streptophyta; Magnoliopsida; Rosales; Rosaceae. The record is from RefSeq and is a predicted model, not a curated record.